This is a messenger RNA of Lactuca sativa (garden lettuce), 1095 nucleotides long. Its product is annotated as short-chain dehydrogenase TIC 32, chloroplastic. The record is from RefSeq and is a predicted model, not a curated record. NCBI's taxonomy places the organism in Eukaryota, Viridiplantae, Streptophyta, Magnoliopsida, Asterales, Asteraceae.
GUUGACCACUAUUGAUAAAGUAAGAACACUAUCUUCAUUCUUCCCCAUCGAUAACAUCUAAUUAGACUUUGUAAGAGUAAGAAUGUGGAUUUUCGGAAAGAAAGGGGAAUCGGGAUUUUCAUCUUCUUCAACAGCGGAGGAAGUUACCCAUGGAAUCGAUGGAUCUCGUCUCACCGCCAUUGUUACCGGAGCUACCGGUGGUAUCGGAGCUGAGACAGCACGAGUCCUUGCUCUACGCGGUGUACAUGUAGUUAUGGCAGUAAGAAACACCGAAAUCUGUAGAAAAGUUAAAGAAAAUAUACUUACUGAAUCACCUGAUGCUAAAGUCGACAUAAUGGAGCUUGAUCUCAGCUCUCAGGCAUCCGUACGGGAUUUUGCAACCAGAUAUCGUUCUUCAGGCCUUCCCCUACACAUUCUAAUUAACAACGCAGGGGUUUUGGCGCCAAAAUUCACGCUCUCGAAGGACAAAACCGAACUACAUUUUGCAACAAAUCAUUUAGGUCAUUUUCUUUUGACGAAUCUGUUGCUGGAGACGAUGAAGAUUACUUGUCACGAACAAAAAACUGAAGGAAAAAUCAUCAACAUAUCAUCCGAAGCUCAUCGUCUUGUGCGCAAUCCAACUUUCUCUGAUCAAAUUAACGACGAAUCAAGUUAUAACCAUAUAUAUGCUUAUGGAUUAUCAAAACUGGCUAAUAUACUUCAUGCGAGAGAAGUAUCGAGGCUUUUGAAGGAGGAAGGAGUCGAUUAUAUCACCACAAACUCAUUACAUCCAGGAUUCAUUAUCACCGAUCUUUUUCGUAACUAUAGUAUUUUGUCGGUAAUCUUCAACUCUGUUCUCAAAUACAUGGCAAAGGAUGUUUCACAGGGAGCUGCAACUACAUGCUAUCUGGCAUUGAAUCCAAAGGUGAAAGGGGUGAGUGGUGAGUAUUUUUGUGACAGUAAUUUGGUAAAACCAUCGUCGAAAGCUGCGGAUCCUGAGUUAGCAAAGGAGUUGUGGGAGUUUAGUUUGACUUUGACCGCCUCCAAAUGAUGUACAAAGAUACUUAACCAAAAAUUUUCUUUAAUACCAUAUUAUUAAAAACUUCGAAGUCGAAA